AUGUUUUUGAUAAUUUUUUUUUAUUUAGCAUCAUCUUAAUGCCCUUAUUAGAAUUUCAAUCAAUCCUAAUUAAAUAGUGAGAAUUUUUAUGAAGAAAGAAGCUAUGUAAGAGGAAAUCCUUAUGCAUUUGGAGUAUGGAUUCAAUAUGCUCCUAUUAGAAGAAAUAAAUAUUUAAAUUAAUCAAAAUCAUAUUUUAAUUAACAAUAAUCCUUGGAUGGUUUUCAUAUAUUGAAUUUCUAAAGUGACUUAAGAAUUUAAACUUUAUUUUAUUAAAAAUGGGUUUAUAAAACAACGAAUCCAAUUUUAGUUAUUUUAUAAAGAGCUUCAGGAGCAAUCUAUCAAUAUUAGUUUUAACAUGACAAAAACUAUUAUGAGGGUUAUUGGAUUUUUACAUAUUUUAGUUUUUUUUACGACAAUAAAUAUAAUUUUGUUCAAUAUCAUACUGGAGAUAAAUCUUUUGGUAGUUACUUAGUUACUAAUAGAAUUUUAAGCACAUAAACAACCAAUGCCAAAUUAGAAUAUGGAGGAUAGGGUUAAUUUAAGAUAGGAUCUCUUGAUUAUAAUUUUAAUAUCUUUUCUGGAAGAAUUUCAAUUAUUACUAUCUUUUAGGAUUAAAUAUUAUUUUUUAACACUAAUGAAAAAUAAAAGUUUGUGGAUUUUUUAUCAACUUGUUCAAUUCCCUAAUUUUGUUAGAAUGAAUAAUAAAUCUUUUUAUCUAAAUAACCAUGUAAUAUUUAAAAUUGCACUUUGCAUCAAUUUACUGUUGAUAAUACUGGAUUACAAUAUAUGUUUGAUUUUUGGAUCAAAAGAGGUGCUGAAAAUUUAAAUUCUUUAAGAGAAAUGAUACUUAGUUUAUGUGGAAGAUAUUAAAAUAAUUUAAUUUACAAUUAAUUCUUUUUAUUUUGGAUAAAUCAAGAGAAAAAAGUAAAUUUAACUCACCAUUUGGAAUUAAAUAUAUUACCAUAAGAAAUACAGGCAUUAGAUGAAUUACAAAUUUAAUGGUAAUUAUCAAAAAACAUAUCCUAUUUUGAGAAAUGGGUUUAUUUAAAUUAUGAACUUUAUUAAGAUGGAUAUUAUUAAAAUUUAAUAUUGAGAAGUUAUUAUUCUUGUUGUAAUAUUUGGAAUUAAGACUAAAUAUUAUAAAUAAAAUCAUAUCGAUUUUUUACAAAUUACCAAAUAUCUAUAUCUACUUCAAUGGCAGGAUUCCAGAACACCCCAUAUUUUGUUUAAUUUUAAGGCUUAAUUUCAAAUUUUCGUUUAAGAUACUGUUAUCCAACUAAUAUAUAAUUUAAUAAUCAACAUAAUUUAAGUAAUAAGAAUAUUUAUAAUAGAUUGCCAUGAUUUAUGUAAAACUUGUAAGGGACCAACAGAGUUUGACUGUUUAUCGUGUUAUGAAGAAUAAAAUAGAGUUUACUUAUCUGACUAUAAUUUAUGUUUAUGUUAAACUGAUUAUGUAGAAACCUUAGAUUUAGUUUGCAAAAGUAUUGAAUAUAAUUAGAUAUUAGAAAAUUUUAAAAGUACAUUGGCUUAGGGAUAAUCAUAACAUAAAGAAUAUAUCCUAAGAUAAAUCUAAAUUUCCACUAAGUGUAAUUAUGGUGAAUUUGAAGCUUGGAAAGACAAUAAAUUUUAUGGAUGUAUUUAAUGGUAUUAAAAAUUUAUAAUUUAAGCCCUUAUUUUGGUUAAAAUAAUUAUAGAUUGCAAUGUAUUAACUGCUUAUUAAAUUCUUAAAAGUGGUAUGUAUUACCUAUAUGUAAUAUUGAAUUUUAAAGUGAUGACUCUUUUUUUUAUUUUGAUGAAUAUUUAGAUUAUAAUUAUUAGGAAUUGUUUCUAAUAAAUUAUGAUUUAAUGUCUAUUGAAUUAUGUAAUGGUUGUGAUAAAGUAAUUUAAGAAAAAAACUCUAGAACAAUUAUCAGAAAUCUUAAUGGCUAAAAUAACUUUUAUUUAUGCAAAUAAAAUAUGUAUUCUUAUAAUAAUGCUUGUAUACAAUGUGAUCAAUAAUGUAUUUAUUGUAAAGAUGAUGGGAUUUGUUUAGAGUGUAAUAAAGGAUUUUAUUUGAAAAUGGAUAAAUGUCAUAAUUGUCCUGAAUCAUGUGAUGAAUGUGUUUUUAAUAGUGAAAUUGAUUAAAUAACAUGUAUGAAAUGUUAAAAUAGUCAUAAUUUACUUAAUUCUAUCUGUAUUUAAUGUGGAUACCUUUGCCGAUCAUGUGAAAGAAGAAUCAAUAAAAAUAAUGGAUAAGAAUAUUUAAAAUGUUUAGAAUGUCAACAAGAUGCAUUUAUAUCACUUGAUGGAGUAAACUGUUAUUUAAACCCUCUAAGUAAUUGCAUUUUACCAUUUUAAUACUCUUUAAACAAUCCUGCUAAUAACAUUUUUUAUUAUGAAUUUAAACCUGAAGAAUAAUAAAAUAUUAAGACAGCUUGUAGUUUUUGUUCAAUAUCUUCAUAUUUGGAAGCUUAUGAUAAUAAAUAUUUCUGUACACCAAUUUCAGAUUCUUGGAAUUAUACUGGCUGCAUAUUGCUAUCAAAAUAAAUAGGAGAUGAAUUAACUUGUUUAAUUGGAAUAAAGGCCUUAAUGCCUCAACCUUAUAUUGGAUAUUGCACUUAAUAAAUUCCAUAUUGUGGAGCUUGUUAUUUUGUAGAUUGGGAAACGAGUAAUUUUUGUCUACUUUGUGAAAAUGGAUACUAUAAUGAUUAUUAUACUAGUUAUUGUAAGCCUUGCCCAUCUGAAUGUACCUUAUGUGUAGAAACAGAUUCUUCUAAACUCUUAAAAUCAGCUAGUUCUGUGGUCAUAUAGAUUUUACUAAACGAAGCAUUAAUUAAUUAUAAUGCUCUGACCAGAAAUCCAAAUUAAAAUGAAGUUAGAGUUAAAUGUACAUAAUGUUAAGAGGGUUAUGAGAUUUAUUUUGAUAAAUGCAUAGAAUAAUGUCCUAAUAAUUGUAAAUCAUGUAAAAUUAUUGAUUACAAACAGAUUUGUAUUACAUGCAAAUAAAAUAUUGAUUAAAACAGAUAAAUUUAUAAUGGAAAAUGUAUUUAAUGUCCUUAUAAUUGUAAAUUAUGCCUUCCAAGAGAAGAUGAAGAUAAAUACUCUAUUAAUCCUUAUUUUAAUAAUAGUAAUUUAGAAUAUUUUUCUCAUGCAUGUGUUUCUCCAAGCCUUAAUAAUUUAUUUUAUGACUAAGAUAUUAAAUAAUUUAUUGAAUGCUAAAAUUCCAUUCUUAAUUGUUAAAAAGAAAUAUUGAUUGAAAUAUUUUUGUAUUGCAAUUAAAUUGAUUUAGAAAACUAUAUAAAUUUAUUAAGUGAUGAAGAAAAAAUAAUUUAAAGUAAAUACCAUAUGCUUUUGGAAAAUUUUGAUUUAUCUCCUUUUGAGUAUGAUGAUUAUUAUUAUUAUCUUAGCAAAGAUUAUGUCAAAAAGCUUACUUAUUAAUUUAAAUUUAUCACGAAUCAAAAAUGUUUUAUUAAUAAAGAUAUAUAGUUUUAUUCAAAUUUACAGAAAAAUUGCUUUAAUUUGAUCGAAUUACACUUAAAUCUUGAUGGAGCCAACAGCAUCCUAAUUGUUAAUGGAUUGUUAGAGUUCAUCAAUUUUUAGCAAAUCAAAAUUAGUGCUGUUGAAUUUCAGAUGUAAAAAGGAUAAAUUUAAAUAAGAAAUAAUAAAGGUUUUACUUUAAAUUUGGCGAAAAUAAAUAUUUUUCUUGAUGAUAAUCAUUUCUCUCAAAAUCAUUUUUUAAUAUCACUAAUAGAGGUUUCUUAACUUUAUAUUUCAGAUCUAUUUAUAUACAAAGCUAAUUUAUAAAAUAAAUAUGGGUUAUUUUUAAUUACAAAUCAAAAUAUUUACUCAAAAUUAACACUAAUGGGUUUAAAUAUAAAAGAAUCUUGUUUUUAAAAUACUUUUCUCUUUCAUAUUAACUCCACUAAAUUUAUAGAAAUUUUAUUUACUCAAAUUCAUAUAUCAGGAUGCUAAUUUAAUAGUUCAUCACUUAUCUCCAAAUCAACAAAAAAUGAAAAACUUAAAAUCGAUUAAUUACUUAUUGAAGAUUCCAUAAUUAGAAACACUUUAUAUUUUUUAGAUUGUUCUGAAUUAUAAAAAAUUGAUUUAUCUCAUGUAUAAUUUAUUGUUUCAAAAUUAAUAGAUUCUAAUUUUAUUGAAUGCUCAAAUUUAUUUUCAAUCAAAGAAUUUAAUAUUGAAAAAUUAUACAUUUAGGGAUAAUCAUCUAUUUUUAUCAACCAAAAAUCCUCAAAGCUUGAAUAAAUUUAAAUUGAAAAUGGAAGAUUUAUUGAUAAUACUUAUUCAAAUAUGCAUGCAUUUAUGUUCCUAUAAAAUUAUCAAAACAUUAAUUUUACAAUAUUUUUCAAUAACAUUCAUAUUAUAAAUAAUUCUCUAGAUUAUUUGAACAAAGAAGAUUAAUUUGUAAAAAAUAUUGAAUUAUCAAUAAUCUAUAUAGAAGCAACAAAUGUUAUAUUUGAAAAUUUAAUGAUUUAAAGAGGAAUAGGUUUUUCAGAAAUUACCAUUAAAAAUAGUCAAAAAUUUUAAUUCCUAAACUCUGAAAUUACUUUGUAUCCAAAAUAUUAAUUUAAGAGCCUUUUUUAUAAUUAAGAUUGUGUUUUAUCGUAAUUCAAUAAAUUUCUGUACAAUAAUUUACUCAAUUUCCAAGAAGUAGUAGCAAUUUUUAUUUAAAAAAUAAAUGUAACUAAUCUUAUUUUAUUUGAUUCAGUUUUAUUUGAAAUUCAAAUGCCAUAAUAAAUAUAUUCAUAAUUUCAAAUUAUUGAAAGUAACUUCGAAUCAAACAUUAUUCAUUAAAUCAACACAUUUUAAAAAACUUCACUUAUAUCAAUAACUUCAUAAAAUUAAAUGGAUUUAGUUUUAGAUAAUGUUUUUUUUUCUAAAAAUUUAUUAAACUUACUAAAAGACAGUUAACCAACGCAAUAAAGUUUAAUUUUGAUUGAUGCAUUAUUGUCUUCUAUAGUGAUAAAAAAUUGUCUUAUAGAGAAAAAUUUUAAUUUAAACGGUUAAGGAUCUAUCCUUUAUAUAAAUUCUGAUACAAUAUUAAUAAAAAAUAUGAGCUUUUUAAAUAAUUCAGUGUUUUGUUAUGAUACAAUUAAAUAAUUUCUUAAAUUUGGAUUUAAUCGAACUAUUUAUUUAGAAGAUUUGUAGAAUAAAUAUAUUGUGGAAAGUUAUGGAGGUAAUGGUUAUAUCCAAACAAGAGUAAUUAAUUUUGAAAACAUUAAUAUAGAAGGUUCAGUUUCAAAAUAUGGUGCUGCAUUUGUUUUGAAUUUGCUAGAAAAUGGGAAUGUUAAAAUAAUCAACUCUUCUUUUUAUAAUUUGGGAGCUGUUCUUAAUGAAUAAUCAAAAGGAGGAGCUUUUUACAUUUAGUCAUAACAAGAGUACUUAAAUAUAGAAGUUAUUAAUACAAAAUUUGAUAGAAUCUCUGCAAGAAAGUCUGGAAGUAUUUUUUACAUAACUCCAUCAACAUAAUAAUUUAAUUUUUCAAUACUCAAUUCAACUUUGUCAGAUAUUUUUUCUAUUUAGGGUGGAUUAUUGUAUGUAGAAAAGUCUUUUCAUUCAAUCUAAUUAUUUUAGAUGAAGGAUUGUAAACUUACUUAAAAUAUUGGAGAAUUUUUUUAAUUUAUAAAUUCUUUACAGUAAUUAAUCAACAAUGAAUUGUCUACUUUGAUUUAAGACUACACCUUCAUUUUUUGUUUUGAUUGCUAAAUAUAAAUAAUGGAUUUUUCAUUAUCAAAUUAUCCACCAAUACCAUUAUUUUAAUUUUAUGGAUAUACAAGUAUAAUGAAUGUUCAGAUAAGAAAUAUUAUCUUUUCUAAUUAAUUAAUGUAAUUUGUCUUAGUAAGUUAAUCUGAUAAGGUAUUUAUUAAAAAUUUAGAAAUAAAAUAUUGUGUUUAAAUUAAUAUAACUGAGUCUAUAAUUCCUAAAAAAUAAAACACAUAAAAACAAAUUUCUUAAUUAACUUCAGAAUGUUUUACUUAGGAGCUAGAUGCUCCAGAAAGCAUUUUACCUUAUUUUUAAAGCAAUUCUAACAUAAAUUAGAUAGCUUUUUUAGAAAUAUUAUUAAAUUAUGUUAAAUAGUCAACAAAUUCUUUAAUAUCUUUUACUGACUUUGAAAUAUCACAUAUGAUAUAAUUAGUUAAUUUAAAUUUAGAAAAUAUUACUUGCAAUAAUUGUUUGAAUGGUUUAUUAAGUUUUGAAAACAACUAUAAAACAAGUAUUGUAAUUGAAAAAAUAAAUAUAUUAAAUUCAAAUUGUGGUAAAAAUGGAUGUGUCACAUUUAUGUUAUAAUCGGAAAACCAAAUCAACCAAUAUUCAGAUUUAUUAGGAUCCUUUAAUAUCUAGACUUAAAUUAAAAUAUCAAACCUUUUGUGCUAUUAAAAUUUUGCAAAAAAUGGAGGUUGUUUAUACAUAGCAGAUUAAAGGAUAUUAAUUACUUCAAGCAUUAUUUUAAAAAAUAAGGCUGAACACGGUGGUGCUAUAUUUACAAGAGGAAAUAAUACACUUUUGAUUUCAAAAGAUGUGUUUAUUUUGAAUAAUUCAGCAUAAUUUGGAAGUGGAAUUUAUAACUAAGAUAAACUGAAAAGAAAUCUUAAUGGAAUAUAACUCUUAAAUAAUAAGUUUUAAAAUUAUUCUAAUCAAAUUGAAGAGUAUCCCUAAUAAAUAUAUUUAUAAAUGUUUGAUAAUAAAAUGUUAAUUCCAAAAGUUGUAUCCUCAACUAUCAAUUAAUAACAUGCUUAAAUUAUUUCCUAAAAUGGGCAAUAGCCAAUAUUUCGAGUACCAACUGGUAUUAAAAUAGCCUAAUAUAGAAAAUUUGAAAUAAAGAAUAACCAAUAUAGUUAAUAAUCCAUAUCAAUGAAAUUAUUUGCUAUUAAUUAAUAAUUAGAGAUAGUAAGAAAUCUACAUAAUACAUAUUGUGAAUUGUCAAUUUAGAAUUUAAAUUAUUCUACUGAAUAAGUUGAAAAUAUAAAUUUAAGCUAAAAUAAAUUUUAUUUUAAUGAAACAACAUUUGCUUAUGAAUUAGAUGAUUUAAUAUUUUAUAUACCAUAAAAUCCUGAAAUAAUUUAUGAAUUAUCAAUUUAAUGUAAUAGUAUAUUUGUUCCAAUAUUGAAUUAAUAACACUAAUUAAUUGAAAAGUAUAUAUUUUAGUUUAUUUUAGUUUUCACCAAAAUUAUUUGUUGACCUUAUUAAUUUAGCCAUUAGAAUGUCAAUUAGGAGAAUUUAGUUAAAAUAUUAAUGAUUAUUGUCAUUAGUGCAGAGUGGAUUUAAAAUAGUACUCUGUAUCGAUUCAAGCUACAUAUUGCAAAAUUGUUGAUGAUUCUAAGAUUUUAGAUUUCACCUAAGCUCAAAUUUUAUUGAAAAAGGUUAAAAUUAUUAAUUAAUAUAAUAUAGAAUUAUUGGAGGAUGCAUGUCACUUCUUCUAUCAUAUAUUUAUGCUUAAAUAGAUAAGAAAAUUGUGUGGGAGGUUGGGGAGUUGGAAAUAAAUUAUGUGUAGAAGGAUAUAUAGGUGCACUUUGUGAAUAAUGUGAUUAUUAUAAUAUUAGAGGAGGAGGACAUUAUCAAAGAGUUCAUUAGUUUGAGUGUUAAAUCUGUGAAGAAUUCAAUUAUGGCUACUUAAUUAAUCUCGCUAUUUUAAUUUCAUUGUAACAUUAAUAUUUAAAUAAGAUUUGCUUUGUUGUUCUAUAUAAUUAAUUAGCUUACUAAAAAAAGAAAUUAAAGGAUUCGCCAUAAUAUUUAUUUACUUAAAGAACCAUAUAAAUCAUACUAUUUUAAAUAAUCUGA
This is a messenger RNA of Paramecium sonneborni, 7773 nucleotides long. NCBI's taxonomy places the organism in Eukaryota, Ciliophora, Oligohymenophorea, Peniculida, Parameciidae. The record is from the annotation of a GenBank genome assembly.